Anopheles coustani is the source of this 1365-nucleotide messenger RNA. RefSeq names its product lachesin-like. Bases 1 to 1365 code for a protein of 454 amino acids. The record is from RefSeq and is a predicted model, not a curated record. Gene Ontology annotation, cellular component: neuron projection. The transcript is spliced from 10 exons. NCBI's taxonomy places the organism in Eukaryota, Metazoa, Arthropoda, Insecta, Diptera, Culicidae.
AUGGCCCCCUUUGACGGUACGGGGGCCUUCCUAACGAUGGCCACUCUGUUGCCGAUAAAGUUGGUGCUCAUUUCCCUGCUAGCGCAGCAGCAGACGACGAUCGCUAGUCCAGCACCUUCGUCCAAUAACAACAUGGUUGCGAAUGCCGUUCUGGAGGAUCCGGAGUUCACCGAUGUUAUAGAAAAUAUUACCGUACCGGCAGGACGAAACGUGAAACUGGCAUGUUCGGUGAAAAAUCUCGGCUCGUAUAAGGUCGCUUGGAUGCACUUCGAGCAGUCGGCCAUCCUGACGGUGCACAAUCAUGUCAUCACGCGAAACCCACGGAUCAGCGUCACGCACGAUAAGCACGACAAGCACAAAACGUGGUUCCUGCAUAUAACCAACGUGCAGGAGGAGGACAAGGGACGCUACAUGUGCCAGAUCAACACGGUGACGGCAAAAACGCAGUUCGGAUAUUUGCACGUUGUGGUGCCACCGAACAUCGACGAUUCAGUUUCGUCGAGUGAUGUGAUCGUGCGCGAAGGUGCCAACGUGACGUUACGCUGCAAGGCCACCGGAAGUCCAGCGCCAGCGAUAAAGUGGAGACGUGACAACAGCUCCAAAAUUGCCGUCUCGCGCAAUAACAGUGCAGUCGUCGAAUGGGAAGGCGACACCCUGACGCUGUCGAAAGUGUCCCGGCACGAUAUGGGCGCGUACCUGUGCAUCGCCUUCAACGGUGUGCCGCCGAGUGUUUCCAAGCGCAUUAAAGUCAGUGUUGACUUUCCUCCGAUGAUAUCAAUACCUCACCAGCUCGUUGGCAUUCCGAUCGGCUACAACGUAACACUGGAGUGCGUCGUCGAAGCUCACCCUACCUCACUGAACUACUGGACGAGGGACAACGAUCAGAUGAUUCACGACUUCCAGAAGUACAAAACCGAUACAGUUUCGGAUUCACCGUCCUACCGGUCGAUAAUGCGACUGCAUAUAGCCGAUGUUCAACACAGCGACUACGGAAUGUACAAAUGCAUCGCCAAGAAUCCGCGCGGCGAAAACGAGGGAAACAUUCGGCUGUACUCUUCAAGUCCUCCCACAACGAUACCACCAUCGACGACGGAAACAAUUACAACGACGAUUGCAUCGACCAGAGUGUACGAAUCUCCAUUCGGUCUGUCUACAAUGACGAUAAACCACUUUGACAAAGGGAUCCGUUUCCAAUCGGAUUACAAUCAGGUAGAUCGUUCCGAGCACAAGUCCAGUGAAAACAAAUCCAAUCGGGACAGAUCGGUUGACGAUGGAGCGGGUGUAAACGGAGCAAGCACAGCCAUCGUUCGAUGGACGACAGUUUUUGCGUUAAUCGUCCAUAUCCUUCCCCGACUGCACCAGUGA